Amoebophrya sp. A25 is the source of this 3395-nucleotide messenger RNA. NCBI's taxonomy places the organism in Eukaryota, Dinophyceae, Syndiniales, Amoebophryaceae. The record is from the annotation of a GenBank genome assembly.
CGCAAAGAUGCUCAAUUCGAACUUUUAGAUUUAACCUUGGGAAAGUGUAAAUCUAUCGAAAGAGCUAUCGUAAGAACGCUCAACAAGAACGUGCGCCAAAACUCAAAGGUAGUUCUUUACAGUAUCUUCGCCGUCGCCUACAUCGCGUACUUGUUACCUCAGCUGCUCCACUUGAGUAUUAGAGGUAGUGCCAAUUUCUUCUUUGGCAUCGUAUCGUACCUUUCGUGUGUUCCGGAAGGUUUUUUUGUAGUAUUCGUAUUCGGUUGCUCGACUAUCCAAGAUGAAACGACUCGGGUGUUGCAGUAAAAUUAACUAGUUGUAAAACUCCGUAGCAUAGUGGUUGUACCUAUCGUUUCGUCCUCGUUACUCGGUACAAACACAAUUUCAUCCGUGGUUCUUGACUCAGCUGUGGCUAGACCAACUCGCUGCUUUUCGGAACUUAAAAAUUUUGAUAAUUUUCAUAGAAAACAAGAGUGAAAACUCAAUGCUAUGACGAAGAAAAAAGAACUCCUGAAUGCUGAAUCUUCCAAGGUAGAACGAUAACUAGCUGAAGUACCAAGUACAUGUAGUGAGUUUUCUAUUCACAUUUUGCUAUCAGCUCGAUAUUGACCCCUCCGAGUCCGAACCCGAUAAGUUGUAUUUUUGAUAACUUACCACUUUCGCUUGAGAUCACAAGAACAUGGGAAAGAUGUUUUUCGACAAGUCUGGUUCCAACUCACCGUCGACCGCGGCGCCGUUGACCGACGACGAGCGCUCGGCUAUUUACCCCGAUGAAAAUGAUCUUACAUUAGUCGACGCUUCUUCGCAAGCGACACCUACACCGAUGAGCAACUACGCGGAAAAUAGUGUAGUACUUGCAGGUUUACCAGCCAUGAUAGCUGCUCGAGACAGUCGGAUUGAUGUUGUUGCUCUGCCGAGUAAUACUACAACACUGGGCAAUAAUUAUGAGGACGGAAGCAGUGCGUCAUCAUCGUCAACCGGCUUCAGUACAAAAUCGGCUUUCAUAACGCGUGGGCAGCUCCGUCUAUGCAGAUCAGUGGAUGCCCACGGCUAUCCUUCUCCUGCUGACUCUACUACCUCUUCGACGACAGCUUGUUCGACUUCGCUUUCGAGGUUCGCGACACCAGGACUGUCAUGCGUGUCGCACAACGAGCCAAGGUACCAGUGCGAAAAAUGCGGAACUUAUCUUUUCAGCGAGCAGGAAGCAGCAGAUCACGCAGCGGAUGCUGGUUUUGGUCACGGAUGGAUUCUGGUCUUGAACCCUGAGAAAGGCGACCACCUGCUCCGCUGGGAUGUCUGUUGUGGCAGUACUCCAGCGACGUCGAGUGAGGAAGGGCAAGGAGCGCUUCAGGAUCAACUAGAGACCUCGCACCAGCAGCAGGACCAGGGCUCUACUACUUCAUCUGUUAGUACGUCGGAUGAUGCACAAGACGCAGGAGAUGCAGGCAGUGGUCGACGGAGCAAGAAAAGAAAGAACAAGAAGGAUCGCGCAUCCGCUGCUGCAGCGUCGGGAACGUCCGGAUCGUCAUCCUCCUCGAGCAAACCCUUGUUAGGACUGCCGGAGCAUCACGGAGUCUGCGUCGGCGAGCGCGAUUUCCUCGGCGACGCAAUGGUUGCGCACUUUGAGCGCGGCAGAGGCGUGGUGGCCGAAGACCUCGCAUCGUUCGCUUAUGGGGGCACUACGGGGAAGCGCCGCGUCUACCUGUGGCCACAUAAGCAACGUUUGUCGAAAAGUCGAACCACCGAAAGAUGCGUCCACAUGGUGGGGAAAAAAGGAUUUCACGGAAUCUACAACAACUGCGAGCACUUUGCAUCCUGGGCUGUUAUCGGCGAGAAAAAGAGUCGACAACUAUGGGCGCUCGGAGGGACAGCGACAGGCGUCUCAGCAAUCUGGCAUCUCGGAGGCUACCUUGCAGGAGGGGCACUCGGUAAGGCUAUGACUCACAGAGCAAGUCUAUUGUGCAAAUGGAGUAACAAAUUCAUUCUGAAGUAGACACAUCAAGGAACUCAUUAUCUAUUGAUUACGAGCUACUUCCAAUCGGGAGCAGACGAUCGAUAGCGAUGACGAUGUAGACUACAUCAUGUAGUAUUCAUCUACUAUACCUAUAGGUACAAUUUUCAAAAUCAAACUCCAGGUUUCGCUGUCGCUCACGGAGUCUUUGUUAUUUGCAAGUGGAGCGGGAUUGUCUACCUUGGCAGCGACGCAGCAGAGCAUCAUUGGGACAGUCUGACGCGUGUAGCCUCGCUGAAGCCUGGAGAUGCACCAGGCACAUGCUGCAUGUGUGGUCGACAAGCACCGAAGAGACGAAAUAUUAUAUGUGAUGUCGAAGAAGUAGAACAAGCAGGAAAUCAAUCUGGUGGAAGUGGGGGAAUUUCGAUGCGUUUGAAAAUAGCAGAUCGAAAGCUCCAGGAUUUAACUUCCGCGCAGACAACAGCAUCAGACGUACAUGAUAUAAAUAGUGACGAACAACAACUACAAGUGGUUUCAUCUUCUACUAAAGAUGGGCGUCGCGGAGUUGCUUUGCUCUGUAGAGAAAUACCAGACGACAACGGCAGCAGUCAAAACAAAAGCCAUGAAAAGAGUGACAGUGUGAUCGAGCCGUUCAUCAACUGUCCUCACGGCGCGUGCCAUGGUUGUCUCAAGAAGUACGUCUUUGAAAAUCGCGGACCUCUCAUUUGCCCUCAUCCGGACUGCUGGGAGCCGUUGCCUCCAGAUUUGUUUUGCGUGCUCGCUGACGGUGGAAAAGUGGAAUAAUGAAAGAUUUUUAGACUUUCCCGAUCCCGUGACCGGCAUGAACUCUUUUUUGACUCAUAAACAUUGGGUUCUGGACGGCGACGGACCACGAGUUCUUUUAUGUACGUCUUGUAGAUACAACCUUAGUCGUUCUUUGUUCUUUUCGCCUAUAAUCAUUCUUGGUGAAGAUGAUACUAAAUAUUUCUGGCACAGCCACAAUUGAUCAGAAAUGUCGGUCAGUCAGUCACCAGUCACAGUUGCUGUACAGCGGUGCAUCUUCCGCCGAUUAAUUUGCGCCCCUUCCACCCACUAGUCAUUUUUACGCAUCAGAAUUUUCGUUUCGUCCAUGACGCAGAGCCUGUCCUUUCUCAUCGCGCACCAAUUUGCUUCUCCAUACGGAUGAUGUCAAAAUGAACUUUUUUUCGUUGAAAUAGAAUCCAGCAGUACUAGGGAUAGAAACUACUUAAUUCUACUGCUAAGUAAUAGAAAUAGAGCUUGGAAGAGGUAGAACAAAGUGUCAGGAUGAAUACCUUCCAUUUGUUUUUCAUUUUCACAUGACGCAGAUGACUGUGAAGACCUAGCGCUCAUUUCUAUGCAAGCUUCUUAGCCGCGAAGCAGAAAAUGUACAACGAAAAGAUACAGCAGCCUUGCAUGUACACAC